AUGGAGGUCUCGAGUAGAGAGGUGAAGCAAAUUUUGCAGAAAAUGGUGAAUGCGCAGUGGAAAGAUUGGUCUGAGAAAUUAGAUGAUGCGUUGUGGGCAUAUAGGACUGCAUAUAAGACACCAAUAGGGACUUCUCCCUAUCACAUAGUAUUUGGGAAAGCAUGUCACGUUUCGACAGAAUUAGAACAUCAAGCAUAUUGGGCGAUCAAGAAGCUGAACUUAGACCCUGAGCUAGCCGGUAAAAAGAGAAUGAAUCAGCUGCAUGAGCUUGAGGAGUUUAGGCUCCACGCAUAUGAGAAUGCCAAGUUAUACAAAGAAAAGACAAAGAGGUGGGCAUGA
This is a messenger RNA of Solanum stenotomum, 339 nucleotides long. RefSeq lists its product as uncharacterized. The transcript has a single exon. NCBI's taxonomy places the organism in Eukaryota, Viridiplantae, Streptophyta, Magnoliopsida, Solanales, Solanaceae. The record is from RefSeq and is a predicted model, not a curated record. Gene Ontology annotation, molecular function: nucleic acid binding. Bases 1 to 339 code for a protein of 112 amino acids.